This is a messenger RNA of Aspergillus ibericus CBS 121593, 5741 nucleotides long. Its product is annotated as nucleoporin. Bases 128 to 5590 code for a protein of 1820 amino acids. NCBI's taxonomy places the organism in Eukaryota, Fungi, Ascomycota, Eurotiomycetes, Eurotiales, Aspergillaceae. The transcript is spliced from 4 exons. Gene Ontology annotation, biological process: RNA export from nucleus; protein import into nucleus. The record is from RefSeq and is a predicted model, not a curated record. Gene Ontology annotation, cellular component: nuclear pore inner ring. Gene Ontology annotation, molecular function: structural constituent of nuclear pore.
GAGCUCUUGUGUGUUUAUCACUAUCAACCUUUCAUCUGCUCCGGGUCUCUGUCGCCUUGGACCCUCGCGAGCAGCACUCUCUUUUCGCAGCACAUAGGGCAUCUAGAAUGAUAUAGUUGUCUCGCCAAUGGCUCCCGUCCCGGAAGCCUAUUUCCCGUCCCUGGACAAGUGCUUCUCCGGGGACGUUCAGCUUCUGUCCUGGAGGAGAGCCUUCCUUCACACAUGCAAUAUUGACAACAAUGUCGAUGAUGUCGAAAAGCUGCACGCCUUCUUGUCGCAUCCCGACAGCGUCCAGAUCCUUUCGAAUUGCCUCAACGCCUUCCCUUCUCCAUCCGCGAAAUCGAAAUCGGACUUUGACUCGAAGACAGCCGCGAUCCAUGUGGAGACAAAUGCGCAAGCAUCAUACGACCUGAAGGAAAUCAAAGCGGAUGCUUUAUGGCUGAGCGAAAAGGCGGGUAUCGAUGAAAUCAGCGCGCUUCGAUUAACGAUUCUUGAAUGGCAGAACCGACCUGCCACGCGCCUUCUUACGCGAUUCGCCGAUGAGGAAACAACAAGCCUCCAGAGUGCAGCAGGAGGUGACAAUCUCCGCGUGUCUCUCGCAGGACCUGCCUUCGCCGAGAUUCUCAACCGGAAAGCAGCUCGUGAAGAAGGUGCUUCUGAUUUCUCUUCAGAGGCCAAUCGCCGCUUGCGCCUGCGCACGUUAUACUUGUCGGAGAGAAGCCAUGUCGUCAAGCUGGCACGCAAACUCCUUGGACUGCAUCUCAGCGACACUCAGGAUACCGUUUUCUCCCAGCAACCUUCAAGCCGUCACGUUCAGCUGUUAUGCAAAUUGGGUGCCACGAUAUUCAAAGGAAAAUCCGAGGGUGAAGGCUGGCGCACGUUCAACCAAGGAUGCAUUGAUGCUAUGCGGAGUCGGUUGUCUUCACUAGAUGGUGAUAGUGGCUGGCUAGGCGCUGCCGAGAGCAACCAGGAAGUGGAAGACUUGCGGGCGACAACUCUCAUCGAGGAGCUAAUACAUAUAGUGCAGAUGUUGUUUUUGCAGCUUCAAGCGUCCGCAGAGGUUCCUGCUGCGGACAUCCUGCUCUCUUGGCUUCGUCUCAUGGUUGACUACAGCUUUCUGGAACCGCUCCGAGUUCCAUGCCAGGAGCCUAUGGAGUUGUUGGUGCCACUCCAGGGUUUCGUCUCCCUGACAACGCUCGCUUUCAUGAAGCUACCAAUAUCAGUUCCCUCGAUCAUCAACAACUCUUCACAGAAAAGCCUGUCUACGAAGGCACCCUACUACCUCUGUAAAGAGGAGAUCGGCCAGAUAAAUGAGAUUUUCUUGACAGCAGGUGUAGACGCGAAGUCUGCUAACCCAGCCGCGUUCUCCUGGGGACUGGUCUUGCAUACCAUGAGAGAGCUUGCGCUCAAUGACAAAGAAAGUCGGGAGCUCGAGCAAUUCCACAGUGCAGUCGAUUCUUUCCAGUCAAACACGCCUCAAGCGAGUUCCUCUCGGGCUUCGGAGCUUUCUCUAUACGAAGAGUUACUUGAGAACGCUCGUGCGCCUAAUUUCACUGCGGAUGAGUCAAUAACCCUUCUAACGUCAGAUGCCAUGAGGGACGUCGUGUUUGAAAUGAUCCUUAUCCUAGCUACCAAAGUUGGAGCCGCCUCAGCAGUCGAUGACCCUUUGACAAGUCAAUGGGUUCAGGUCGUACUCUUAGAUUUCGUCCGCAUCGCCAUCGUGUACCUGGACUAUUCUCCGGAGAUCGUUGAGUCCGUCCUGGCAAUUCUUCAGGGUCCACCGGCAGAAUCCCAAAGGCUUCAGGGCACCCCGUCAACCCCCGCUAGCGACCCGCGUUCGAUCUUUCUUAGGGAGGAGGCCAUGAUGGACAACAUCUUUCGGAUAGCGCGGUCUCGCUUCCCUUAUGAAACCGUGCCAUUUUUGAAGCUGUGCCGCGCAUUGGUUAGCAAAGAUCUGGUCAACGAGGAAGGUCUUCCGGAUAUACUUGGCGAGUUAGAGAACAUGGAUUCCUUUACGCAGGUCGUACCCCCUGGAUUCCAAGGCUACGAAACGAUUCGAGAGGACGAGAACGCGAACUUUGUCACUCUCAUUCAGUCGCUGCCAAUGGUCGGCUCGUCCCCUCGAAAACAGAUCACUGAGCAGGGGGUCAGUAAUGCCUUGGUUGUAACAGGCUCGUCGCAAAUCCCCUCUGCAGCCAUCGGCCAAGUCGUUUCCGAGUCGCGGCCUGCGGUGGUCAUGUGGCAUCACCAGUAUUCUUGCCUGAGUUACCUCGGAAGUUGGCUAGAGGAAUGGAAUGAGAACGGAGGUUUCUCAGCAGGCUAUGGAGAAGACUCGGUUGCAGAUUCAAUAGGGCUACUAGCCGACCUUCUCUUUGCUGUCAAGGAUUCGUCAGUGCAGAAUGGGGACGGGUCAAGUGCCAAAAGGAUCCUGGAGCUUGCAAGCGAUGGACUAUCCCGCCAAAGCGACAUUAUCUCGCUGGUAUUUGAGAUUUUCGAACGUAAUCUAUCCAACAUCGGGCCCAGAGCGGGCUCUGAGGCCAUUCUGGAGUCUACAAUCGCCUGCCUGCGUUUUAUCUGCAUUCUCAUCGAUGUUCUGCCGGGCAGGGUGUGGCCAUUGCUUUCUCGCAGUAGCUUGUUGGGCUCCGACGGCAAGGGUGGUAUCAUGACGGCGAUCGUUUCUGCUGCAGAAGUGACGUCGGGCGAUUACCCAUUCUUGCUGGGCUGCGUCCAAUUGUUCGAAGCUGUUGUUGAUGACACUGCCUCCCGUGCAGUGUUGAGACGGAGCCCAAGUGGUCCCAAUGGAAAGCCAAUGCUCGCUUCCGACUGGACCGCGGGCGUUCCAUCCCAUAUGAUGCGAGGAACCCUGUUGAAUUUCGUGCGGAUCAUGGUGGAGGUUUACAAUAGCUGUGGCAAUUGGAGGUUCAAUGCGCCGGAACAGAGGCUCGCGAUCACUACGAAACUCCCGACGGCAUUUGAGAAAAUACUCUACUACACUUACGGCACGAACGAAACCACCAAGUUAGAUACGAAGAUCACGGGCGUCUUUUCUUCGUCGGCCAAGUAUCUCCUCGAUGUCUUACGGCCAAAGUCGGCCGCCGAUCUACCCUUCAAUUCCAUCCUCCGCCUGAUCGUCGAUGGCCUCCAGACCCCGUCGACGUUGUACCUCCGCUACAUGACUCUCGUGCAAAAGCAGGUGUUAGCAACAUUGGAGCUCUCGAUCAGGCUGCUACAGGCGGCGCAACUCUUGGAGCAGCCCCUAUCGCUGUUGGAAGACCAAUUAUUCAAGGCCACCCCCGCUCUCGUCAAACUGUAUGCCUCGGACGAUGCCUAUCGACGCCCGGUCGCUUCGCUCCUUGACGUUCUCAUAGCAGGCGCAGCCCUGGAUCCGGCCAACGAGCCGCCGUCCUUGGUCGGCCAUCUGGGAGCCGAAUCCGCUUGUCUCUUCCUCGAUGUCCUGGCGCAGUUCGACAAACCGCUGAAUGAUUCUAAGCUGCACUUGGCCAUAUGGCACCUGCUGUCAACCCUCGUCAGCAAGCGCCAGCAGUGGCUGGCAGUCUACAUCCUUACGGGCACUUCACCUCGCCAGUCGCUGAAGAAAUCCGACAAAGAGAAGAGCGUAGCGAUGAGGGGCGCCCCCUUCCUGCAGAUUGCCCUCGAUAUGCUGUCACAUAUUGAGCAGCUUGACCUCCAGCUGGCUGUCUCGUUGCUCGAAUUCGUCUCCCAUGCACAGGAAAAUUGGCCGUGGGCAACCCCGGAACUGAAGAAGCACGCCAAUUUCUUCACCAGCCUCGUUAACUACGUCUCGAAGCUGAAAAUAUCGUCUCUGUCCAUGGCCAACCAAAUCUUUGCUACUCGGGUUGCAGCUGUCGUGGCCGAUAUUUGUGCCGUCUAUCUGCACUCUGCCAAGGAAAUGCACGACACAGGCUUUUAUAAGACCUUGAUUCCGCUCGUGUCUUGGUUUGCUAAGGACGCGGUCGAAGUGUCCGGGUACAAUGCCUCCCUCCAUGCCAACCUCAAGAAGAACUUUGAGAUGAGGUACGCCGGGUGCAAGCUCGUCGACUUCAAGCGAACCUCUUUGCAGUCCCGUUAUCUCGGCCAAGAAUACUACUACGAUAUCCACCUCGGCAAAAAGCUCCUCUCCCAUGACUUCGCGUGGACUGGAAGCCGCAACCAAGGGUUUGCCGAAGAAUUCCAGCGGGCCAAUCUCAAUUUGUCUUUGGUCGAGGCACAAGUGAGUCUCCUCCAUAGUUGGAAAUUCUUCGCCGUCGAGCACUCUGCAGACUUUAUGACGGACCGUGAGGUUCAAAAAUCGAUGGCCAUUGUUGUGCAGAGCUGCCUCGAAGCCAACACCAGGGGCGUCCCCCAGGAAGCCAUCUUCGAGAGAAUUCAACAAACUCGGGUCGACUUCGCCCAAGCUCUGCUCCAGCGACUAGUAGCGAUUGGAGCAAAGGGCGCCGAAGUCUUCGGUCUCCUGAAGGUCGUAUGGGAUGCCUUACGCACUCGUCGUGCAACGUACGAGGAUGCAUUGAUCAACGACGACACGGAGUACUACCGAUCGCUUCUAAAUGUCCUCUUCCUUGCUUUCCAGUUCCAUCUGGAUUCACCUUCUCGAACCGCGCCCGAGACUCUUACCAAGAAACCCGAGGUCUCGUCGGACCUGAGUAUCGUUGUUGAGAUUGUGAAAGUCGUGGUAGCGCAAGGGUUCAAGGCCCUAACCACGUACCUGCAUGAUCAACCCGACAAGUGCACGCCGAAAGAUUUCGCCAUCCUCAUCGCAAUACUGCAGAGCUCAUUACAAGUGAAACACGUUGACCGCUUGUAUGAGCACAUCGUCUACCACAUUGCCGACAAUGACACCGCGAGAAUGGCGACGUCGUUGUUCUCAUGGGCCGACCAGCUCGCAGUGGCCGGUGACCCCGUAUACGGCGAACUCAGCAUGUCUUUACUCGUCAAAAUGUCUACUAUCCCUAUGCUAGCGGAACACCUAGCGGUCGAGGUGGUGCUGGUCCGGCUCUCCACCUGCCGCUUAACGAACAUCCUGCGCGAUUCCAAGGGAUUCGGUCCCUUCGACCCUGUGCCCCGGCUGUACUCCAUCUGGACAGGCGGAAUCCUUCCUUUGUGCCUGAACCUCCUCUACCACGUCGUCCGCAUUGCGCCAGAGGUAGCCGCUUUCCUCAACCAAUUCGAAGGCCAACUCAAACGAGCUACCGAGUCUUUCGCGGCCAGUCGUACCGCCGCUCCGACCAGCCGGAUCAGUCUGAGCAUGGCUUCCGAGGCAUACUCGCUCGCGCUCAUCUCGUACAUCCUGUCCCGAUUCCGCGAAGCAGGAGCCAGCCUCGGAAUCGAUGCCCAGUCGAUCCAGGAACUCAAAUGGGACAAAGCACAGGUGAAGGAGGACAUCGAAGAGCUUCUCGAACGGAAGCAGAAUCUCCGGACGCGGAUCACCGCCACAAGCGAGAAGGAACUGGAACUGGCUCGCCAGAAGCCGGUCGACGCCUCCUCGGGGGCGCAGAGUCGGCUGGAGGAGAAGAUCGUAAGCGAGCUGAAGGCAACGUUGGCGUGCCUUGGGGGCGAUGGUGACGAGGCAUAAUGAAAUGGUGUUUAUAGCUGUUUGAGGGGCUGGAUAUUUUUUUUAUUUCAUUAUGAUUUAUCUGGUCAAUGACUUAGGGGUCGCUUGCUUGCUUGCUUGCUUUCUUUCUUCUUUUUCAAUACAACUAGCAUGCAUAUAUUGGGUGCGGCGG